This is a messenger RNA of Penicilliopsis zonata CBS 506.65, 1395 nucleotides long. RefSeq lists its product as hypothetical. The record is from RefSeq and is a predicted model, not a curated record. The transcript is spliced from 2 exons. Gene Ontology annotation, molecular function: DNA binding. NCBI's taxonomy places the organism in Eukaryota, Fungi, Ascomycota, Eurotiomycetes, Eurotiales, Aspergillaceae. Bases 1 to 1395 code for a protein of 464 amino acids.
AUGGAGACAUACUACGGCCACGUCCGCACCCCUGCGGACGCCAUCAUCUUGUUUGAGGCAUGUCGGAUCGGUCUGCUGCCUCGCGUGCAGCGUCGGCUGUCUGAAAAGGAACGCCAGUCCAUCCGGUCCGGGUCGGUGUUUGUGUGGGACGAACGGGAGGCCGGCAUGCGACGAUGGACCGAUGGGAAGUCGUGGAGUGCCAGCCGAGUCUCCGGCAGCUUUCUGACAUAUCGCGAGAUGGAAGGGAAACGAGGCGGGAGCACAGCGACAGCCAGCACGGCCCCGACAACGGCGUCGUCUUCGUCCACCGUGUCGAGAGCGGGCAAAACGCCCGACAGCGCCCGCGGGAGCGACGAUGACCGCGGCGAGCCCAGCGAGGAAGGGCCCGACGGCUACCGCUACAAACCCGAUGGUCUGAUGAAACAAUCCUUCAGCAUCACCACGUCGACCGGUCAACACCUACAUCUCAUCAGCUAUUACUCCCGUUCGCAUCCGUCCGCCGCCAACCUGCAGCAGCCGUCGACCGACCCGGCUCUGCGCCAUGUGCGUCCGCAGAAGGGCCUCUACCCGGAGUCCACCGUCAACGACCAGCAGAAUCUCCCGGUCGUCACUCGAGGGCCGAUGGCAGGCGCCGCCGCGUAUCCCAUCACUCCGCAUCCCCUGGGAGGUUAUCCACGCUCGGGAGCCACCCAUCCCCAAUCCUACACCCCCCCGUACGGCUGGCCUCCAACACCUAUGGGCACGCCCACUGUGUCGGUACAGUACGGGGGCGGAGGGGGGUAUCUGCCCCCUUUGCCUCCAGCAACCAACGGUCAGGUUCCCUACGGACAGCACCAGCACCCAGCUUUACCUCCCCCACCGCCACAGUCCGCCCUGCCUUAUGAUCGGUCUUUAGAGAGAAGUCCACCGUAUGCAACAAUGCCACCAAAUCCCCGGAUCGCCUCGCCGCACACACAGACUCGUCUCCUCCCACAGACCACUGCACCUCCGAGCUCCCUGCAUAGCCCGCGGCUCUUGAAACAAGUUCCCGGGAAUCCGACCCUUCCCAUCCUUGCCCCACCGGCUACAACCAAGCCAUCCACGGAGGUGGUCGUGCCUCCGAUUGGCGCUCUGAUCAACGGCGCGCCGCCUCCGCCCCCGCCUGUGACGAUGCCUAUGCCUGCGCCCGUUACUGCGGUCGCUGUCUCUGCCGCUGCGGCAAUCUCCGCGCCGCCCGUCAGCGCGAGAAGUAUCGGUCUCCUCGACCCUACGCGACGAGUCGAGCUUCCGCGGGCGGGGGCCAGUCCGCACGCCGGCCGUGCAGAGGGACCCAAGGAUAUCCCGAGUGACAAGAUCGGGUUUGGCGGGGAAGAUAUCCGUGCCUUGCGAGAGCUUGACCGAGUGUUCACUGCAUAA